CAUAUAGAAAAGUAGGGGUAGGAGGGAUGACAUCACGGCAAAAAGUGCAGAAUCCAAUAAUAGAGUGCAGUGAAGAAGCUGGAAUAGAAAUGAGCUGCAAGGAAUUGACCGAGAAGAAUUUGGGUAGUGAGCCCAAUACACAAAAAAAAAGCCCAGAGGUGGAGGAGUCCACAAAUAUGGGUCAAGCCCAUAUAAAGACAGUAAGAAGGAGGGCAAAUCUGAAUAGCAAAGAAGACAAUUACAGUAACUCAAAUGACUCAGACGAGAGCAACAAAGAGGUGGGUGAGGAUGUGUUCUGGAAAGGCUUCGAAAGGGAGAAAGGGCGACUAGAAGACUGGAUGAGCAAGCAGAUGGGGAAGAUGGCAAAGAAAAAGAGAAGGAAAGUCAGGAAGUGCAGCUCGUUAUAUUCAAACACAGGUGUAGAAGUCGCAGGAGCAGAAGGAAGAAGAGGAAGAGGAAAACAAAGCAUGCAGCCGACGGAGAGGAAAUUAACACCAAAAUUUUUGCCAAAUCCAAAUGGGUUAGUUGCGGGUGAUUCAAUUGGAGAUAGCAACAUUCAGAAUUCGGUGGCGGAGGAUGACGAUGAGAUGAUUCAAAGAAUUGAGGAGCUAGAGGAGAGGGACAGAAAAGCAAAAAAAGACAUGGCAUACCGAGAUAUGGGUGUCAAUUCGAAGGAAACCAAAUUAGAGAUGGUUGAUAGGAAUAUUUGUAGAAGGGUUUGGGGGACAGAGGAUUUUGAUUGGGUGUCUAAACCGUCAAAUGGCAUGUCGGGGGGUCUAUUGUGUGUUUGGAACUCUAAAGUGCUCAAGAAGGAAGAGGUUCUGGAGGGGGAGAACUUCAUUGGGGUUUAUGGAUUAUGGGGGGAGGAUAAGCUACCUGUGAACAUCGUAAAUAUUUAUUCACCUUGUCAGUUAACGGGCAAGAGAGCCUUAUGGGAGGAGCUGCAACACUUGAUGAAUAACAGAAGGGGGACGUGGUGCUUGGCAGGAGAUUUCAAUGCUGUGAGAAGAGCAGAGGAAAGGGCAGGAUGCACUAGAAUUUCUGGAGAAAUGAGGGAAUUUGAUGAAUUUAUUCAUAAUGCUGAAUUGCUUGACUUGCCUUUGCUAGGGAGGAAAUACACAUGGUAUAACUCAAAUGGGCAGCACAUGAGCAGGAUUGAUAGAUUCCUGUUAUCGGAAGAUUGGAUAAUGGAGUGGAGUGAUGUGAAGCAAUGGGGAUUAAGAAGGUCAGUAUCGGAUCAUUGCCCUAUUUUACUGAAGAAUGAGAAGGUUGAUUGGGGUCCAAAACCUUUCAAAUUUUUCGAUGCUUGGCUGGAUCAACCAGGUUGUAAAGAGGUGAUUAGAGAUGUGUGGAAUCACAAAGAGGUGAAGGGGUGGAAAGGUUUCAAGCUCAAGGAAAAACUGAAAAACACAAAGCAAGCACUAAAGGAGUGGAGCAGGAAAUCGAUAAAUGAGGUGGAUGGCAAAAUUAAAGAAGCUGAAAAUGUGAUAGCUGAAAUUGAUGAAAAGGGUGAGAAGACUCAACUGGUGGCAGAUGAUAUUGAAAAGAGGAGAAUUAGCUUUGUUGAUUUAUGGAAGAAUCUAAGGAUUAAGGAGAGGAUAUGGCAACAAAAGUCAAGAAAGAUGUGGUUGAGAGAGGGAGAUGCGAACACUAAAUUUUUUCAUAGAUGCAUGGCAAGAGAUGUGAUCGUUUUUCGUGGAGAGGAAGGAGGUUUUCUAUUGGAUAGCAAAGGUGGUGGCCUUUUCUUGAUCUGCAUGAUCGUUGCGUCGCUCUCUCUCAUAUCUAUGGUUGUAUUUGCUUGUGGUGAUUCUGGUCAGAAGCCUCGCAGGAGUGUAGGAUAUGGUGGUGGCGGUGGAGGCGGCUGUGGUGGUGGUGGAGGCGGCUGUGGUGGUGGUGGUGGUUGAGUAGUUACAUGGUCAAAUUUUAAAAGAUUUUCAAGUAUUGCAGCUCACAAAAAUUUAUUGUUUUCCCUUUUUAUAUUCUUGUGCUUGGUAGCAAGAUAUCUGUGUGCUAAGGAAUUGUAAGUUUGGUUCUGUGUGGACUGGUUUUUGUUUGUAUGAUCUGUUGUAUUUUCUCUGCAUAUAUUGCCUAAACUUCGGUUGUGAGAUUCUUAUUUAAUGCACAAUAAACUAUAAAUUAAAGU
Molecule: messenger RNA, 2143 nt
Organism: Rubroshorea leprosula
Lineage: Eukaryota; Viridiplantae; Streptophyta; Magnoliopsida; Malvales; Dipterocarpaceae
Source: the annotation of a GenBank genome assembly